AUGUCCCUGGUGAACCUGGACAACCUGAUCAGCCAGCCCGCCGCCCCGCCACCCGUGCUACCGCCGCCGGCGCAACCAGCCGUCACGAACCCCUUCCUCGGGAUCGCGCCGCCCUCACAACCGCUCUCGCAACCGCCCCCGGCAGCCAAGCCGGUCAGCAACCCAUUCCAGGCUCAGAUGGUCAGACCGCCCACUAUAAACCAGAUGCGCUCGCCGCCCGGACCGCCCGUGCAGCCGGGACUGGUAGGACUGGGCGGUGCGGACGGCCUCCCACAACCGCUCCUCCCCAUGGGAACCACAGCACAGCCGGCGCAGCCCACCAACCCCUUCUUAUGA
Molecule: messenger RNA, 336 nt
Organism: Branchiostoma floridae (Florida lancelet)
Lineage: Eukaryota; Metazoa; Chordata; Leptocardii; Amphioxiformes; Branchiostomatidae
Product: epsin-1-like
Exons: 1
Coding region: 1-336 (111 amino acids)
Source: RefSeq, a predicted model, not a curated record